Messenger RNA from Dreissena polymorpha, 1110 nucleotides. RefSeq lists its product as uncharacterized. Lineage: Eukaryota; Metazoa; Mollusca; Bivalvia; Myida; Dreissenidae. Bases 92 to 1033 code for a protein of 313 amino acids. The transcript is spliced from 2 exons. The record is from RefSeq and is a predicted model, not a curated record. Gene Ontology annotation, molecular function: protein binding.
AAUUGUAUCACUACACGAAGAUAAGAUAUCUGCCCGAAAUGUAUUUAAGGUGAAAGCGCUCAUAUUAUCGAGGAACACGUUCAUAACUAAGAUGAAGACCAUAUUGUCAGUGGGGGCAUGUUGGUUUUUAUUUGUGUUUAUAAAUGUUGAAGCGGUAACAGAUGGGGAUUUUCAAUCACUGCUUGCCAGGCUUUAUGCGCUCGAAGAAAAACAAGCAUUUUCCGAGCAACGAAUCGCUGCGCUGGAAACGGAAAAUAUGUUGUCCCAGAAAAGAAUCGCCGACUUAGAAAAGUACAAGACAUUUUCCGAAAGAAGGGUCGCUGCGCUUGAAAGAAAAAACAGAAGAAAUGAUGCACAUGCUAUCGUAAUGAAAAUGUAUGCACAAAAAGUCGCGCUUGAAAACGACAAGAUACUGUCCGACAAAGCCACAACGAAAGGAUUCGACAACACUCUGUCUGACGAAUUAUUUUCCUUGCUUGAUAAGGGCAAAAUAUUACCUAGCAAAAAAAUCUCUUCUGUUGAGAACGAAUAUGCAGUAACACCCAACCGGAGGGUCAAUGAUGAUAGAAACACUGCUGCGGAAACUACGAAUCGGCCAAAUGCUGUACUUCAAUCGGAACACAGACGAUUUGUUGCAGCAGGGACUGUAGCAUUUUCUGCAAUAAAACUGGAUCACCAAGAGCACAUGGGCAUAAAUCAGAACAUACUGUUCGGUAAUGUUCUCACGAAUGAAGGAGGCGGCUACCAUCCUAAUCUCGGUGUCUUCAUAGCUCCACAAUCUGGCGUUUACGUGUUCUCAUCUGCGAUUAUGACUAACAUUAAUAAAGAGCAAUAUUCUGCCAUAGCAGUCAACGGAAACCUCGUCGCGCAGAUUUAUGGCCAUGCAGACAAUGGAAGACACGACCAGGGCAGCCAGACGGUUGUCUUAAAGCUGAAUGCUGGAGAUGAAGUCGCUGUUCAAAAUAGGCAAUCAAAUGGUGAUGUCUGGGGUUCGCAGUUUUCGUCAUUCAGUGGCUGUUUAGUAUGGCUGUAAUAAAAUAGUUCCCGGCUUAUAAAACAUCUGUAGAAUAUUUCUGGACCCAAGCAAAUAAAACUGGUGAAGAAAAUCAA